AUGAGGAUACCGUUAAAUGUGAUAGUGAUUUAUAUAACGUUUAACUGGAUACGUCAUUCAGAUGGAGCCUGUACCUUCCCAGACGAGAUCAGCGGUGUCUGGUACAGUGCUGACAAAGGACCACUUACCUUUAACUCUACCAUGAUCGUUAACUAUCCGAUCUUUAUGUCCUAUAGUGUCAACUCGCUCGAUUUCGUGUGUGAGGAAAAUGAUGGAUAUAAAUAUUUACUCAAGUCGACAACCACGACCCUUGUGUUUGGCAGUUAUAUAUAUGGCUACCUAUGUAUAGAGCUGAGGCGUGUUUCACCUUACAAGUAUUACUACUACAUAGGCACGACGGUGGAACAGACUGUGAACGAGCACAUCUACGGACGAGUGGCAGCGAUCACAGUUACUAUGACAGACGCUUGUAACAGAGCGGAACCAUACGAGGACAACACCUUCGUCAUGUUGGUCAAAGAUGGAGCCCCCUACUCCACUCUAGGCGAGGCCUCGUGUACAGGGCUGCUGGCAAACUACGGAAGUAUAACAGUGAAGGACUACACCGGCACCACUUCCUGUUCCGGGUCUUCUGUUGUAGGAUGUACUGACAGGACUCGACUUCAAUUUACAUACGCCUCUUGCGCAACAAGUAUGGUAUUUUCUGGUGCAGGCUUAUUCAUGUGUAUGAGGGCCGUUACAUACGGAGACUAUAUUUACCUGGCCCUGUGGAACAAUGACACCACUGUCGACGAUUCCUCUACAUUCAGAUUUACCUGUAUGGCGAUAGCAAACGAUGGUAGCAAUGCGUACUUGACGGAGUACCCGAGGUACUGCAAGGAGACCUCUCAGACUUCUGUAUCCGUCGCGACCCCCGGGAUCAUCAUGGAACUCAGCAGCCAGUCAGAAACGUGUGAAUCUAUCGUGGAUGGUGCCACUUAUCUGAUGUUUAUCGUCAUCAUGAUUACGAUUGGACCACUCAUCAUCCUCGGACUAGUGGUACUCACCUACUGCUGCUGUAAGAAAGGAUGUCCGUGUUCGAAGAAGAGCAGGUGGUGUGGCAAGAAGGGUGACAGCGGUAGUCGACCAUCGACCUCUUACUCACAACGGACUGAUACGGUUAAUAAUACUAUCUUCAAGCUGAAUAGUCUACCUCCAUUGAGGGUCAAAUACAAACGUCCAUUUGGGCCGAUUGUGGAGGCAAACAUGAUUCAACCCCUUCCAAAAGUAGAAUCUCUGUACAGUAAUGCCAAAGGAGACAGGCUUAUGUCGUCCAAGUCCAGGAAAGGAUCACUUGGAAGUUUAUUCAGUUUCAGUUAUAAAAAUUAA
Messenger RNA from Ylistrum balloti, 1308 nucleotides. RefSeq lists its product as uncharacterized. The coding region runs from base 1 to 1308 and encodes 435 amino acids. The record is from RefSeq and is a predicted model, not a curated record. Lineage: Eukaryota; Metazoa; Mollusca; Bivalvia; Pectinida; Pectinidae. The transcript has 9 exons.